Messenger RNA from Pollicipes pollicipes, 282 nucleotides. RefSeq names its product larval cuticle protein LCP-22-like. The transcript has 4 exons. The record is from RefSeq and is a predicted model, not a curated record. The coding region runs from base 1 to 282 and encodes 93 amino acids. Lineage: Eukaryota; Metazoa; Arthropoda; Thecostraca; Pollicipedomorpha; Pollicipedidae.
AUGAAGCUGUUGAUCAUAGCCUCGCUGGUGGCUCUGACCGAGAACGGCAUCUCACGUAACGAGAACGGCAGCCCCAAGGACGGCUACGGCAAAUCCGAGUACGGCCAGCCCACCGGCGGCUACGUCCAGCAGGGCGGCUGGAGCUACAGCGACGACUACGGCAACCCCAUCCAGGUGACGUUUGUUGCCGACGAGAACGGCUACCAGCCGUCCAGCGACAUCCUCCCAACGCCGGUGCCGACCGAGUACCCGCUGCCGAUCGUGCCGCAGGCGGCGGCGUAG